CUCUCCUCAAAACAUUUUAUUUGUUAACAUCAGCAAUAGUUUGUAAACAUUUCCCACUAAGUUAUAUUUGUUCCUUCCCACCUUUUUUCUCUCUCCAUGAUCUUUUUCUGCUAACAAGACUUGAGAGAAAGGGAGAGAAGAAAACAAAAGGAAAGAAAGCUAGCUAGCAAAGGGAAGAAAAAACAAUACAAGAGAAGAAGAAGAAGAAGAUACAGCAGAUAUGCCAUUGUGAAUAAUACAAUACAUCGAUCUUCUAAUUGCUAGAACUACAAGUAUAGUUUAAUUUGAAGUUUUUAGAUGCAUUAAUGGCGUAUCAGCAUUAUCGAUCACCAUUUGGGGACACAACCUACACGAAAGUCUUCGUUGGUGGAUUAGCAUGGGAAACCCCAACGGAUAUAAUGCGCCGGUAUUUUGAGCAAUUCGGAGAGAUUCUUGAAGCUGUCAUUAUCACUGAUAAGAACACCGGCAAAUCUAAAGGAUAUGGCUUCGUAACUUAUCGUGAUCCGGAAUCUGCAAGACGGGCUUGUGAUAACCCGAAUCCGGUAAUUGAUGGAAGGAGAGCUAACUGUAACAUCGCUUCUCUUGGACGGCCUCGUCCUUCACCACCUCGAGGAAGGGGACAAGGAGGGAAUCCUUAUCAAGGAGGGGGAAUACCACAAGGAGCAUCAUCAUCAUCUUAUAGUGGGGUGGCAGGAGCAGCAGCACCAUUGCCACUACCUCCACCACCUGCAACUCCUUUGAUAUAUUCACCAUAUGGGUAUGCGACCUACCCUCCUGAUUAUUACCAUCAAGCGGGGAUGUACAAUCCAUCAGGGACGUACCAGCAAGCAGCAGCAGCAGCACAUUAUUAUCAACAAAUGUAUGGAAGUUCAUCAUCACCAUCUCCUGCAUAUUAUUACGGAUAUUCCAUGCAGGGAUCAAGGGGAACAUAUUCUGCAGCUACCGGACAUCAUCAUCAACGCUUUCAAGGCCCAACUGCUUCUUAUCUUUAUUAUCCUACUACUGCUGCUGCUGCUCAUCACUUGCCUGCCGAUGCUGCUUCUUUUACUCCGCCGCCUCCGCCUCUACUCCAACAUCCUCCUCCUCCUCAUACUGCAGCUACAAGGCUUCAAUUUCCUUCUACUACUACUGAAUCACAAAUUCCACAGCAAACCUCAGCUGAAACAACAGAAGUUGGGGCAGUGACUACUGAGAGUCCAAAUACAUAAAAAAAGAGAGUACAAGCAGCUCAUCAUCAUCAUCAAAGAAUAUUUAUCAGUCAUCAAGCAUGGUGAAAAUAAAAAAAAGAAAAGAAACUGUACAAUCUUUAACCAAAAAAAAAAAGAAUUAACGAGACUUUACUCUAUUUUAAAAAAAGUCUAUCCAUUAAUUUUUCUUAAUUUGGUCCAUGCAUUCCAGAGGGCAGAAAACAACAAGAAGAAAUGGCUGAUAAAGAUGGACUAAUCAGAGAUAUUACAUGGCCAAAUUCAUCUCUUCUUUUAUUUUAUUUCUUUAAUUUUCCAUUUUAAACAUUUCAAUUGUUGUUCAUUUAUUUAUUUAUCAUUUUUACUAAACAUCCAUCGAUCCUUUUUAUUACUGUACCAACAGUAGGACGGAAAUAUUAAGCUCUCAAUAACGAAUUUAUGACAUA
Solanum dulcamara is the source of this 1630-nucleotide messenger RNA. RefSeq lists its product as uncharacterized. Lineage: Eukaryota; Viridiplantae; Streptophyta; Magnoliopsida; Solanales; Solanaceae. Gene Ontology annotation, molecular function: RNA binding. The coding region runs from base 306 to 1208 and encodes 300 amino acids. The transcript is spliced from 6 exons. The record is from RefSeq and is a predicted model, not a curated record.